Syngnathus typhle (broad-nosed pipefish) is the source of this 4529-nucleotide messenger RNA. RefSeq names its product PPARGC1 and ESRR induced regulator, muscle 1 (gene perm1b). The record is from RefSeq and is a predicted model, not a curated record. Gene Ontology annotation, cellular component: cytoplasm; nucleus. The coding region runs from base 1 to 2685 and encodes 894 amino acids. Gene Ontology annotation, biological process: response to muscle activity; regulation of DNA-templated transcription. Lineage: Eukaryota; Metazoa; Chordata; Actinopteri; Syngnathiformes; Syngnathidae. The transcript is spliced from 3 exons.
AUGGAUGACUUGGAUCACAGCAUGUGCAUUGCCGAGGAGGAAUGGUCCAACUUCUUUAAGGAGAGUGAGAAGUGCUCCUUGCCGCAACCUCUUCUCGCCCGCCCUGAGGGCCUUCGUUGUCCAAUCCCCAUGGAUUCAGCUGCUCAGUCCCUGCAGAGCUUAGAUGUGAAUAAUACAACUUGUGUUAAAAUGGAGCUCAUUCAUGAUGUAGGCACACGAGAAGAUGAAAAGAUUCAAAUACGUGAUGAUAUAGGAAGUGGGUACAGAAAGGAGGUACAUAUGAUUAAGGAACGUAGCCCAGAAGAGAACAAGAAAAGCAUUGUGCAAAUACCGGAGGCCGUCAGUGACGUCGCGAGGUCACAUUCAAUCAAGCGUGAAUCAAACGCCAGAUGUCAGUCUGAGGACGGCAACAAAGCUCCCCAGAGAGAAGAGAAAGAGCGCUGGUUUGUGACACUGCCGCUGAAUGACACUCCAGGGUCGGGUCGGGCCUGUGCAACUCCAAAGGAUAAAAGAAGUAAACUACGAAAACAUACGCGCAAGUCCAGCCGGGAGCCUCAAGACGAUGAAAGUGAGGUGAAUAAAAAUAUCAAUCAAAACGGAAGCAAAGAAAUGGAAGAGCAGAAAAGUUCUUGUCAUGUAGUGCAAAAUGAUUGUAAGGAAACUUGGCAGGAUGUAGAGAAAAACCAGAGACAAAAACCCCUGUAUGGUGAAGAUAUAAAGCAAAACCAUGAAGGAAAAAUCCACGAUGAAAAUAUAAUUCCAGGUACCCUGCAUGAUAUAGCGAAAAACAAUCGAGAAGAAUCCGAUGGUGAUGUAACGAAAAACCAUAGAGAAGGAACUGAGGGUGACGGUGGAGAAGCAACACAUGAAGGUGAUACCAAAUUGCAAGUCAAAAUAGAAGGUACCCCGUGUGGUGAUGAAAUUGAGCAAAACGACCAAGAAGACACAGAUGAAGAUCAUAGAGGGAAGCAAAACGACGUCGAAGGAAGUCCGCAUGGUGACAAUUUAGUGCAAGACAACAGCGAAGGAAACCUGAGUAGUCAUCAUAUAAUGGAGGACAACAAAGAAGGCACAAUACAUGAAUUUUUUCAUUUGGAUCGGGUGGACUCAGAUGAGUUUGAGGACAGUGUUGACUUUUUCACCCUUCACAGUUCUGAUUCUGAAAUUUAUCUCUCGGCUUCGGAAUCUGUGCCUCGGGAGCUCUUUGAGGAGGAUUUGAUUGAAAACCGACCAAGACAGUGCCAACCCUACUCCUCCUCAUCUUUAUCAUACAACUGGGAUCCAAUUCAGAGUUCCGGUGCUGGGAGCUUGCAGGAUCCUGACUGUAACGGUUCUGGUACGCAAGCUUUUGUUGAAAGCUUGCCAAGCUCCAACCAACAGAAAGCGGAUCCGUCAAGAGUCCAAACAGAACCUCACCUUCCAAUAUGUGAUGUUGACUGUCCUCAGUUGGUUCCGGAUGUCAUCAUCACGCCGGUGGUUGACGGCCCCGAAGCGUACGCCCAGGCCGAAGACCGAACGCCGUGCGUCUACGCCAUCUCCGCCUUCUGGGAUGAAAUGGAAAAAUUAACCAUUAAUGAUAUUUUACAGCUGAGGACGGGGAAAAGCUCGCCUCCCACGGAGAUGUCCGACGUACCGUCGCUAAGCAGCUCCCUGGUGGACCCCGAGGAGCAUCAUUUGACAGACGGAGGUCUCACGGAUGUGUCCGACGCCGCCGACUCGGACUAUUUCACACAACCGGACGACUCUAAGGCGGACAGAUCCAGCUGGGAUUUCUCCGUGUGCGAUUUUGAAGAGGACUAUUGGCAAUUUUUGGGCAUUAGUGGGAACCCCAGUCCUGAUCUGAGUUGCAAAACCCAGCAGGAAGAGGACGAGGUUGAAAGUGGAACCAGGAGCCAGACCCCAGUACCAAUCGGGGACUCAAUAAGGCCAAACCCCAGAGCGAUGACGAAAAAGAAAAGUGUGCAGAAUGUAUGUGCUCUCAAGGAUUCAUUUUCACAGUCACAUUUACACCAGGAUGAGAAAGGAAACCAUCUGGGAUCGAUAGUCACGGCACCUGUCCAAGGAGAAGAUCUGGAAUCCCUCUGCAUCUACGAUUCCGAAUGCAUAUCAGGAUGUGACAUGAUUUGUACAAACGAGCAUAAAAUAUCACUGGCCCAGAGCCACAAAUGGAAACCCAUCCCGAUCUUCUCCUGCUCACAUCCGACCGUCAGAGAACUCACCCUCCCCGACUGGAAUUAUCCGUUCUUGAGUGUGGACCUCUCGGAAGAUGACGUUAUUUCACCUGUCCGAAUUGUCUCUCACGCUCUCCGAGUGGCCGAGUCUCAAAGCGGGAGGAUCGUACUGUCGUUCGGGAAAAUCCGCUUCAGAGACAAAGGCAGCGUCUGGUGCAGGUCUGAUGGCUGGGAGGUUCUAGGCCAAAGUGAAGAGCACAGUAUCGUUCCUGUGGUGGGAGGAGUUUCCCCUCCGCUACCUGAACAGCAAAGGAUUGUGGGAGCAAUACAGAGACCAGUGCGACAGGGCGUCUUGUCUACGCUGCAGCAGUCUGACAUGUGUUUGGUCUGCAUUGCAUUUGCCUCCUGGGUACUGACAUCAUCAGAUACUCAGUCUGCUGAUGCCUGGAAAGCAGCUCUGCUUGCGAAUGUGAGUGCACUAUCAGCGAUCCAGUACCUGCGACAGAUCAAGUGAAGAUGAAGAAUCCUGAAUAUGACGAUUAUGUAUUUACAUUAGAUGUCGAUUCCAGUCAGUUACAGUUGGGUCCAUUCAUCUGAUAGAUUUAUUCCACUUAAUCAAAACAGUAUGACAGCAUUUCCGGGUUGGUAGCAACUUAAACUAAGAAAUUUUAUCCCAAUAUUUAAAAUAUUAUAUAUAUAUAUUAAUAUAUAUAUUUUUUGUGCUAUGUUUUUAUGUGUUGAAAUAAAGUUUAGCCUUUAGUUUGCACAAUUCUAUCCAUUAGCCAAGUAAGCUAUUAGUACCUGGACCAUUAUUGAGGAGCGGAAGACAAUCUUAGCUCAGCAGAUUGACGAAGAAAGCCUGAACGAUACUGAGAAAGUAAGCAUAUAUUUUUGAAAAAUAAAAGGAAACAAACGCAGUGGGAGUCCGUGUUAAAUAUUGUUGAAGUGAGUUGGGGAGCUUCUUUUAGACAGUGACACUUGUGGUGUUGUGGUCGCAAGGAACUAUGCUGAGUUGAGCAGAUUAAUUGAGGCAAAAAAAAUUAAAUAAAAAUUGUGAAAUCUUUGGUGUUGAGGAAACUUGUUGAAAUGAGUCGAGGCACAUGAAAGCACUUCAGAAUUUACGGUGACACUGCAGAAUAUUUAUUGAAAUAAAUAUGCAAUGAACACACUUUAUUUUAUACACAUAAAUAUUAAAUUUCAAGGCAGUUUUUUUUGGUGAAUAUUUAAUCUGUCUCCAAUUCUCUUAUUUGUAUCAAAUAGAUGUAUAAAUGCAUGAAUCCAUAGAUCCGGUUCCAAUUAAUAAUUAUAUCGCUUAAAAUAUGAUAUAGUGUUAGAGCUUAAAGUUUCCUGCUUAAACGAGGGUUACGUCUACGACUAAUGGUACUCAUUCAUAUAGAAUAUUGUGAACAUUUAAUAUUUACAAGCUCAAAAAGGAGUGAAUAAAGCUCAGGUCGUACUGUGAAAAGAUAUCUCGAUACUGAAUAUAAAACUUUAGGAUUUCGACAAAUCUUGAGCAUAAUUGGAGUAAAACCAACCUCUACUAUUUGCUUUCCGGUCUAAACAAGACGAUGCUACUCUAACUUGAGUCAUGCUCGGUCGUUAACACUCAUUCAAACACUGGUUUAAAUGCAAUUCUGUACAAGGAAUCAUCGUUUAUACACGCCAAAGUCUGUUUGCAAAGCUUCCGAGAGCUAGCUGUGUGUUAGCAAAGUCGGAGUUGUGUAUAUGAAACUGUUAAACAGUAAGUAAAUUGGUGAAAGUUCUGGAAUCUCACAUGAACCUGUGAGAUUAUUCAUAUAGUAAGUACAAAUUCCCGUGAAAAUCUUAGCCAGACUUUAGCAGGCCUGUGAAGUGCUGAAGAAGGAAUGCGCAUAUCCAUAGACAAAUAUGUCGUAAAAUAUAUGAAAACAAAAGACACACAAAUACUCUUUUACAGUUCUCUACUGGGCGUUAAGUACGAGCUUUUUUUAGACGAAGGCGCCACGUGGACCUCACGAUGGCUUGUCACCUUCUUUCUUCAGACGGCUGUGCAAAAACAGGGAAAUAAUUUUAAUUAGUGGUCUUUUGAUGGAUUGGAAUUUCUUUUGAAUGGGUAAAUUAGUAAAAGCUUGCCUACUCAACCUAUUCAAGUGAGAAGUCAAGGUAUGACAUCUUUGAUUGACCACGUAGAAGAGGUCCUCACCUGUAAUAAUCUUCCUGGCUGGGCAAAGGGCCUCCAUGCAGGUGAUGUCCGUGCAACCACUGCUGCUCCAUGGCCAUCCUCUGCAGCUCUGCCGACUGAACAUGCAUGGCCUGGAGCUGAUGGGCGGCUGACAUCUGAGGAAUUGGCCCCUGGAGCUCUCGAGGAUACGCGCCCCC